This is a messenger RNA of Mesorhabditis spiculigera, 927 nucleotides long. Lineage: Eukaryota; Metazoa; Nematoda; Chromadorea; Rhabditida; Rhabditidae. The record is from the annotation of a GenBank genome assembly.
AUGUGGCGGCCUGCCUUGUGGUUAUAUUUAUUGCUGUCUACCGUAACCGCGGCUUGGAGGCCGCCGAAAAUUUCGCCGCACCGCUUCCCGUUGGUGUCGAGCCGGAAUUCCGAGCACAUCACGUUCGAAGUGGAGACAGAAUAUGGCGUCAAGCUCAUCCCGCCGCUGCCCAUCAGAAAGGAGCUCAGCUGUUAUAGAGUGAAACUCGGCCACCUCGUCUACAUGUCAACGCCAAAAUGCGGGUCAACGCAGAUGAGAAGGAUAAUGUGCGAGCUGAUUUUGCGCGACGAGGGUGUCGAAAUCACCCCAGAGGUCAAUGACGAUGUGGAGAAUAGCCGUCCAUUCUGCAUGCGCAGCCAGGGACUCGUUCAGGCCGGCCAACUCCUAGGAUGGAAUUCCCCGAAAAACAAGCUGUUCUUCAUCUGGCGAGACCCGGUCGACAGGUUUAUCUCGCAAUAUGGAUAUAUCUGCAAAAAACACGGCGAAUGCGGUGAAGCGGGCGAAUCUUUGCACACGGCGGCGAAGGGCUUCUACAAUUACCUCCAAUAUGGCCAACUGCCGAAGGGCGCAUCAAACGUUUCGAAUUUUCGGCAUCACAUUACGCCGCAGUCUUGGCAUUGCGAUAUCGGGGAGCAGCCGGGCCGAUUCCAGCGCGUCGAAUACACCCAGGAUUCCGGUGAGCUGGUGGAAAGGUUGAGGCCCGUGCUCGAUUGGACCGGAAUGCCGCCGGAGGACAUUGAUGCGGCGCUGAACCGGCUGCUGACGUCGAACACCAACGAGGAGCGGGCGGCUGACAAGAAGGUCCACAAAUACGACAUGUGGCGGGAGGAGGUGUUGAAGAAUCGGACGACGCUUGGCUACGUGUUGGCCAUAAACUACCACGACUACCGGCUUUUCCAGAAAGAGUUGCCGAAAAUACCGCCGAAA